AUGCGAGCUCGAGUGCACUUCAAGGAUCCUCUGGACCGCGAUGACAAGGAUGACAAGGAAGAAGAUGCGCCAGAUGUGGUCACUCCACAACGAUCAGCGUCCGCGCUGGUACCCGACAGCAUAACGCGCAGGGUACAGGCAGCUCAAACGGGUUGGAGAAGCUUUUCGAGGAGCAUCGCCUCGCUCUUGGAAAUUCGCGCGGAACGUAUGCGAGGGCACAGGCCAUCCAGAAAGGCGGCGCUUUCAGGUCGAUCUGAGUUCCAUGCUUGGGCACCUCUGGGGCAUUUCUGA
Messenger RNA from Ceraceosorus bombacis, 291 nucleotides. The record is from the annotation of a GenBank genome assembly. NCBI's taxonomy places the organism in Eukaryota, Fungi, Basidiomycota, Exobasidiomycetes, Ceraceosorales, Ceraceosoraceae.